Messenger RNA from Salarias fasciatus (jewelled blenny), 4597 nucleotides. RefSeq names its product isoleucyl-tRNA synthetase 1 (gene iars1). The record is from RefSeq and is a predicted model, not a curated record. Gene Ontology annotation, biological process: isoleucyl-tRNA aminoacylation. The transcript has 34 exons. Gene Ontology annotation, molecular function: isoleucine-tRNA ligase activity; ATP binding; aminoacyl-tRNA deacylase activity. Bases 52 to 3858 code for a protein of 1268 amino acids. Lineage: Eukaryota; Metazoa; Chordata; Actinopteri; Blenniiformes; Blenniidae.
CACACGCUUGCAUCAUUCCUGCGUGCCGCCGGGUGCAGACAGCCAUUCAAAAUGGUGGAGCCGGUUCCAGAGUCUGUCAACUUUCCUUUGGAGGAGGAGAAGAUCCUGAACCUGUGGGACGUGAAGGACUGCUUCCAGGAGUGCCUCAAACAGUCCAAGAACAGACCCAGGUACACCUUCUACGAUGGCCCUCCCUUUGCCACCGGUUUACCUCAUUACGGUCACAUCCUGGCCGGGACCAUCAAGGAUAUUGUGACUCGCUUUGCCCACCAGAGCGGCUUCCACGUGGACCGCCGCUUCGGCUGGGAUUGCCACGGCCUGCCUGUGGAGUACGAGAUCGAUAAGACUUUGGGGAUCAAAGGACCUGAAGACGUGGCUAAGAUGGGCAUUGCUGAGUACAACAAGCAGUGCAGGAACAUCGUCAUGAGAUACUCCAAUGAGUGGGAGACUUCAGUGAAACGAAUGGGCCGCUGGAUUGACUUCAAAAAUGACUACAAGACUCUUUACCCGUGGUUCAUGGAGACCGUCUGGUGGGUGUUUAAACAACUGUACGACAAGGGUUUGGUGUACCGAGGUGUUAAAGUCAUGCCCUACUCCACCGCCUGCAACACCCCCCUCUCCAACUUUGAGUCCAACCAGAACUACAAGGACGUUCAGGAUCCCUCCGUGAUCGUCAACUUCCCCCUGAUUGAGAACGAGCAGAUCUCGUUGAUUGCCUGGACGACCACGCCGUGGACGCUGCCGAGCAACCUGGCCCUCUGUGUCAACCCCGAGUUACUGUAUGUCAAGGUCAAAGAUAACAGCACAGACAAGAUGUACAUCAUGAUGGAGGCCAGACUGGGAGCUCUGUUCAAGUCCGAGAGCGAAUACACCGUCCUGGACAAAUUUCCUGGCAAGGUCCUGAAAGGGAAGAAGUACAAGCCUCUCUUCCAGUACUUUGUCAAGUUGGGGGAGAAAGGAGCCUUCCAGGUGGUGGUGGAUAACUACGUCAAGGAGGAGGAGGGCACAGGAGUCGUCCACCAGGCACCGUACUUUGGAGCUGAUGAUUACAGGGUGUGCGCUGAAUACAACAUCAUCCAGAGGGACCAGGCUCCUAUCUGCCCUGUGGACGCCUCGGGCUGCUUCACUUCAGAGGUCACUGACUUUGCGGGACAGUAUGUCAAAGACGCUGACAAGAACAUCAUCAAGUGGCUGAAGGAGAACGGCCGUCUGAUCAAUGCCAGCACCUUCAAACACAACUACCCCUUCUGCUGGAGGUCUGACACUCCUCUGAUCUACAAAGCCGUCCCCAGCUGGUUUGUCCGAGUGGAGCACAUGGUGCAGAAACUGCUGGACAACAACGGGAAGUGCUACUGGGUUCCAGAGUUUGUUCGUGAGAAGCGUUUCGGGAACUGGCUGAGAGACGCUCGCGACUGGGCCGUUUCCAGGAACCGCUACUGGGGGACGCCGAUCCCCCUCUGGGUCAGCGACGACUUCGAGGAGGUGGUGUGUGUGGGGUCCAUGGCGGAGCUGGAGGAGCUGAGCGGAGUCAAAGUAACUGAUCUGCAUCGGGAAAGCAUCGACAACCUGACAAUCCCGUCUCGGUGCGGUAAGGGCGUGCUGCGGAGGGUCACCGAGGUGUUCGACUGCUGGUUCGAGAGCGGCAGCAUGCCCUACGCCCAGGUUCACUACCCCUUUGAAAACAGGAAGGAGUUCGAGGACACCUUCCCGGCAGAUUUCAUCGCCGAGGGCAUCGACCAGACCAGAGGAUGGUUCUACACCCUGCUGGUCCUCUCCACGGCGCUGUUCGGCAAGCCGCCCUUCAAGAAUGUCAUCGUGAACGGACUGGUGCUCGCCAGCGAUGGACAGAAGAUGAGCAAGCGCAAGAAGAACUACCCGGACCCGACGCUGAUCGUGCAGAACUAUGGCGCCGAUGCCCUCAGGCUGUACCUCAUCAACUCUCCUGUCGUGAGAGCGGAGAACCUGCGUUUCAAGGAGGAAGGAGUGCGAGACGUGCUGAAGGACGUCUUCUUGCCGUGGUACAACGCCUAUCGCUUCCUGGUGCAGAACGUGCAGAGGUUACAGAAGGAGGAGGACAUUCAGUUCUUGUACAAUGAAAGCACUGCGAAGCAGAGUGACAACAUCAUGGACAAGUGGAUUCAGUCCUUCACGCAGUCGCUCAUCCAGUUCUUCAAGGCUGAGAUGGAUGCGUACAGACUCUACACUGUCGUACCUCGCCUGGUCAAGUUUGUGGACAUGCUCACCAACUGGUACGUCAGGACCAACCGAAGACGCUUAAAGGGUGAGAGUGGCACUGAGGACUGCCUGUGGGCGCUGGAAACCCUCUUCAGUGUUCUGUUCUCCAUGUGCAGGCUGAUGGCUCCCUUCACACCCUUCAUUACCGAGAUGAUGUACCAGAAUCUGCGUCACCUGGUUGACCCCGCGUCUCUGGAAGAGAAGGACACCAGCAGCAUCCACUACCUCAUGCUGCCUCAAGUCAGGGAGCGUCUGAUUGACAAGCGCAUUGAGAGCGCCGUCUCUCAGAUGCAGUCGGUGAUCGAGCUGGGCCGAGUGAUCCGAGACAGGAAGACCCUGCCUGUCAAGUACCCUUUGAAGGAAGUGGUUGUAAUCCAUCAGGACCCAGAGGCCUUGAAAGACAUCCAGUCCCUGCAGAAAUACAUCCUGGAAGAGCUUAAUGUGCGACAGUUGACACUUUCAACGGACAAGGACAAGUACGGCAUCCGCCUGAGAGCUGAGCCAGACCACAUGGUGCUGGGCAAGAGACUAAAGGGGGCCUUCAAAGCUGUCACUGCCUCCAUCAAGGAGCUGAGCAGCGAGCAGCUCGAGGCCUUCCAGAAGACAGGAUCCAUUGUUGUGGACGGCCACGAGCUUCACGAGGAGGACCUGAGGCUGAUGUACACCUUCGACCAGAGCUCUGGCUCAGCUGCGCAGUACGAAGCACACUCCGAUGCUCAGGUCCUGGUGCUGCUGGACGUCUCCCCGGACCAGUCCAUGGUGGACGAGGGCGUCGCCAGAGAAGUCAUCAACCGCAUCCAGAAACUACGCAAGAAGGGGCACUUGGUGCCGUCGGAUGAGAUAACGGUGUACUACCGCUGUCAGCCAGAGGGGGAGUACCUGGACUCUGUGAUCCAGGCUCACAAGGACUUCAUCCUGGCGACCACCAAGGCUCCUCUUCUGCCCUUCCCCGUUCCAAAGAGCGCCAGCACCAUCAUCGAGGAGAAGACUCAGCUGAAGGCCUCAGACUUGGAGCUGACCAUUGUUAAAGGAUCUUCGGCUCCUCUGGCUCCUCUGAACGGACCUGCCUGCUCCUACGUCAACGUCAGGGUGAAGGUCAACAACAAGCAGCAAGAGGGCGUGGUGCUGCUGGAGAACCCCAGAGGGGACAACAGGGCCGACUUUGACAAGCUGAAGAAAGCGUGCAGCAGCAUCUUUGGAACCAACGACACCCAGCUCAGAUUCUUCAGCGGCGCCACCGAGCUGACCGGCAAGGCCGACCUUCACAGUCUGAGCGGUAAAACUCUGUCGGUGACUUCAGGGUCGGCCUCUCUAAGCCCCGCCCCCACCACCGACGCCCUCCUGUGUCCUUACAUCAACCUGAUGCUCUGCAACGCACAGCCGGCUGAGUGCCAGGCCGGAGAGGUGGCCACCCUCCUGCUGGCCAACCCGGCGGGCCAGAACGCACUGGACCGCUCCGGGCUGCUCUCCGAGGCCGCCAAGGUGUUCGGCCUCCGCGGCAGGCGGCUCCGGCUCUACCUGGACCAGGACCUGACUCAGGAGUUGCCCGCUGAUUCAUCAGUAAAGUCUCUCGACACCAAAACGCUGUUUGUGAGAGUUUCUCCCACCACAGCCGAAGCCUAAGCCCCACAGCACGGGAUCGUUUGUGUCCAACGCGUCACCCUCUGUCACUUUUUUACCAUCCUGCACCCCAGCGAUGAACUCUGUGUCCGGCGUGUAAAGAAGCUUCUCUCGGGGAUUUCCUGGUUUUCUGACUGUUAAUGUUUCAGAGGUUAAUGCAGGACUUUUGGAGGAAGAUUUCAGCCUACAUGUCAAAGGUCAAACAAGCUGUCCUGUCGUAUUCAGACCGAUUCCUUCCUCUGUGCUUCAUGACAGUUACUGUACGUGUGUGUGUGUGUGUGUGUGUGUUGUUGGGGUGUAUUCUGUGUGAACCGAGUGGUUUGACGGUUUGCACCGAGCCGACGGCGCGGAGUAGCUGUUUCUGAAAACUGGCAACAGAACAAACACAAAGGUUCAUUCAGCGACUCUUGGAAAUGAAGAUUCUAGGAAACGGUGUAACUCGAUUAACUGUCAGUAUCACCAGUGGAUGCUUUUCUUUAUUACGACAAUGGUGGGAGCUCCUUCCCUUCAAGGAUUAUUUGAGGUAAGAUUAGUCCAGAGUAAUUAUUGCUUUGGCUCAUAAUUGGAGAAGCCAUUUGGCCCAUUGUGCUCAUACCACCAUUUUGAAUUUAACAGAUAAACCUAUUGUGCUCAUUGCAUUGGAAAUCCUUUGACAAUAGAAAAGGCAUUUAAAAGGUGAAAUGGAUUUUUGGGCUGUUGUACCUUUGGGACGAAGGGGCUCUGCAAUAAAAAAGAAAAAGAG